AAAGCCCUGUGUUUGUUCCACCGGAGAGAAAAAAAUGCGCUUGUGGGGGAGGAGAGAGAAAGAACAAACGAGAAGGACAGAGAGUGAAAUUAUAAGGGUAAUUUUUGAGCGCGAUUUCCAAGUGAACUCGAGCGCACCCGACACCAUAACACUAAAAAAUGAAUGUUUUGGAGGGAUUUCAAAGGUUUCUGAUGGAGAUGAAGUGGGUUGAACCCAGAAGCCAUUUCGUUGCAGUCACAUGAAGCCAUUUCUCGCUGCAGUUUGGCGCACUGUAAUGUGUAACAUCUGUGUUUUGGGGGAUGAAACGCUUGAUAAACUCACCUGUGCGCGCCAGUCACAGUCGCUGUAACACACACAGAGAGUUGAAAUGCAGCUCAGAGUCUCUUUACAUCAAAUAAAGCUGAACACAUGGAGCGCUGUGGGGGCUGGGACAGGGAAGGAGAAAAAAUGGGUGACGGUUGGAGACACUUCACUGCGUAUCUUCAAAUGGGUUCCAGUGACUGAACCAAAGUCAGAUGAUAAGAACAAAAAGAAGAAGGGCAGAGAGGAGAAAUAUGGAUCGGAGGUGACGACUCCAGAGAACAGUUCCUCUCCGGGAAUGAUGGACAUGCAUGAUGAGAACAGUAAUCAGAGCUCAGUAGCUGAUUCCUCUCCGGUGAAGAUGGAGAACAGCUGUAGCACGAGCCCGACACCAGAGGCCACUGCUGCUGCUCACACUGAUGGAAACAAAUGCAAGGCAGAACAUACGCCAUCCCCUGACAAAGGGAAUAGUAACUCUACCCCUUCAGAGACGUCAACAACCAAAAAAGAUACUCUGUUAUCAGGGGAGAAGGAGUCCUCAUCAGACACCUCGACAAACACUCAGGAAAGUGAGGAUGGUUCCCCACCCACAAAGAAAAGUAGAGUGGAAUCAUCUUCUCAGGACUUAGAUAACUAAAGCUGACUAGUUUGCUCCCAUGUUUCAAACGUCACUGUCACAAACCAAUGAGGAAACACAACCCACUUAACAAUCCAUUCCUGAUCUUUAAGUACAGCUUCACCCUGUUCUUCAUCUUCUCACCUGGAGCGAACAUUGUCGCUGUGCCAGUGAACCGAGGCCGACGACGAACACUGACCUGAUCCUGUGAGAAACCUGCAGCCUCGCUCCAUUCAACUCAUGCACGAUAUACAGCGUUAGUUUAACAGUAAUGAGAGUGAAUGCACUGCAUAGAUUUGUCAAGAUAAAAGAUGGAUUUGCUGCUGUGAUCAUCUUUGUUUUAAGUCUUCUAUUAUUUAAUUUAAUGACUCUACUAGUUGUUUUUCUAACUAUUUUGCAGGUUGUUGUAUGGUUAUAGUGCUGGUGUUUGGUUUGUUCAUAGAUUCUCUACUGGUUAGUGUGCCUUCUGGCUCCAUGAUGUGUGAUUUAAUUUUUUUUGUGGCUUUUGUUUUUUUUUUAAAGCUUUUCAAAGCAUCACUGCUUUUUAAGGGGAUGAAGAAUGUUUUGUUACAUGUCAAAAUGAAUCCAAUAUAUACCUCAUUUCCAAACCAGCUGAGCUGGAACUUAAUUCUUGAUUGAUGGAUAAAUCAUAUUCACUGAACACAAUCUGGCAGUUUUUAAAUUAUGUCAUUUUAAACAAUAAAUCCAUUCUCACUUCAAUCUGAUGUAGCAACGUUCAAGGAACAUACAAUGAAAUACUCUAUAGAUACAUUGGGACCAUGUUUUCUUGAAAUGAAUUUGUUUUGUACAGUUUAUUAAUUUUGGUUUUUAUUUAUUUCACCAUUAGUG
Messenger RNA from Sinocyclocheilus rhinocerous, 1765 nucleotides. RefSeq names its product B-cell CLL/lymphoma 7 protein family member A-like. The transcript has 6 exons. The record is from RefSeq and is a predicted model, not a curated record. Lineage: Eukaryota; Metazoa; Chordata; Actinopteri; Cypriniformes; Cyprinidae. The coding region runs from base 368 to 937 and encodes 189 amino acids.